GGAAACAUUGUUGGAUGUCACAGACAGUGAAAUGGAAGAGAUGGAAGCAGAGAUCAAAACAGCGAUUACUGACCUUGUCCUAUCAUGUGAUGAUGAUGUCUUUGAAGAGCUUGUAGACAAAUCUGUGAUAGACGUGCAUGUAACGAACCUGUCUAAACCACUUCUGUUACAAGCGGCUAUCAAGACGUGGCAAAGCAUUGUAAUCCAUAGCAAAAUUAGUGUGGAACAAAGAAACAUUUUGGAGAAGUUGUCUAUCAAGUACCUCUUGCAGACCAUACCUAUCAUGACAGAAUUGAGCAUUCUGCCCAAUAACCAUCUUAAUCAGAGGAUUGAGAUUCAAAUCUUGGAUUCCUUCGUAACCAUGCUUAGUGUUGACAAGUUUUUGUCAUUUAAAGGAACUAUGAUGUGCUUGGAGAGUUGCUUUCUUCUGCGUCUUGAUGAAGUCAGCGAUGCACGAUUCUUCCUGUCUUUCCAUGCGCUGUACGGAGUGCUACAUGCCACCCUGGCACACCAUCCCAGUUCUGUGCUCAGAAUAAUUCCUGCUUUUCUGACCGCCACAAAGUCUCUCCUAAGGGAGUGCAUCCUUAGGAGUGAUCAGGAUAAGCUAGCAGGACAACCAGUUUACCUGGAUAACAUGGUCAGGUGCGCCAACUGUGUCAGCAGGCUUCUGACGCUGUUUGCUGGUCAUCGGACUGAGCUACAUCGGGUGGCAGCAUACCUUGUGUCAGACUAUGCCAACUGGGUCAAGAAGGUUACUCUCCCACCAGCAGUCAAAAAAGCACUGUUACCUGGAGUAUAUGCAUUUUUGGAUUUGUGUGACAAGCAUGCCUUAUCCCAACUGAGGAACAUGCUACCCCCAGGUGUAAGAGAAGUGUUCCACCUCCUCCACAAUGAUUACUUGAAGUAUUUCAAGUAUACUGGCAAAAUAUGAGCAUGCAGUAGCUGCUGGGAGAUUCUCAGGAAAUAUUUUCAGCAAUAGUGCAACAACAGUUUUCAAUUAUUUCAGUUUUUGUUAAUUGGGCUUUGGCAGUGAACCCCUUUAUAAUCUGGGAGCAAACCUGAGUGUAUUUGGAUGUGUUGUAUCCAAGCAGUUGGUAAGACAGUUUGAGGUCAAAAGUUUUUCAUCUUCAAUUUUUCAUUUUUCAAGACUUUUGCCAUAGAAUAUCCUGGCAGAUUUUUGUGCCUGGUUAAAAGAUCAAUUUAUCUCAUUUUUUUUUAAUUUGGGUUUUUUAUAAUUUAUGACAUGAGAAAUCGGAAAAACACCUCGAAGUGAAAAGUGCUUAUUUUUUGAAACAUUCUCGUGCCUAAUUAUACAUAAAUAAGAUGGUGUGAACUUGGAUUUCAAAUGUCAGUUUGAUGAAAUCUCAUGCAGUCUUGUACAGAAAAUGGGUUGUACUGUAGUUUCACAAAAUAAAAUGGGAAUAUAAUGCCUUUGA
Molecule: messenger RNA, 1436 nt
Organism: Pomacea canaliculata
Lineage: Eukaryota; Metazoa; Mollusca; Gastropoda; Architaenioglossa; Ampullariidae
Product: unhealthy ribosome biogenesis protein 2 homolog
Exons: 7
Coding region: 32-931 (299 amino acids)
Biological process (GO): ribosome biogenesis
Cellular component (GO): nucleolus
Source: RefSeq, a predicted model, not a curated record